Syngnathoides biaculeatus (alligator pipefish) is the source of this 1200-nucleotide messenger RNA. It is a transcript of the gene ovca2, whose product is annotated as OVCA2 serine hydrolase domain containing. The coding region runs from base 470 to 1144 and encodes 224 amino acids. Gene Ontology annotation, cellular component: cytoplasm; nucleus. NCBI's taxonomy places the organism in Eukaryota, Metazoa, Chordata, Actinopteri, Syngnathiformes, Syngnathidae. Gene Ontology annotation, biological process: response to retinoic acid. The transcript has 4 exons. The record is from RefSeq and is a predicted model, not a curated record.
CCCGGGCGGCCGAGGGGCUCUACGCGAGCCCGCUAGAAGCCCGAGGCCUCGCUGCUUACCUCCACUCGCCGAAUGCGGGCUCGGAACGGUUACGCGGCCUCCUCCUGCCUCCCUACCGCAUCGCCCUCGCCGAGCCGAUGCUGGUUCCGAACGUCACUCGAAAUCCACAAGGACCCCGAGACGCCAAAUCCCCGCAAAAGUCGGGUCAAAGUCAGCAGCAGGACAGGUCCAACUUUGUCGCGGAGGCCGAAACACACUUUGUGGACUUUUGGAGCUCUCGAGAGCGCGCAGUGCUACAUUGGCGUCGCGGAGCCGCCACGCAGUUGCCCGAGGCGGGGGGAACCGGACCCGGGCCGCGUCGUCGCUCGUACGACGUGCCGAAAACGCCGCCGGAACGUCUUCAACAUGUUCGGAACCAGCAACUGCAACUUCGACUCAAAAGCGACUCCGAGCUCACCAACUAGCUCCGAUGAGCUCGCAGCAGCAGGCCAGCUGCGUGUCCGCGGCGCCUCUGCGGGUCUUGUGCUUGCACGGCUACCGGCAAAACGGCGCCUCGUUCCGGGAGAAAACCGGCGCCCUGAGGAAGCUUCUCAAGAAGAAAGUCAACUUUGUGUACGUGGACGCGCCGCAUUUGCUCGAAGGAGCCCAGGGGAGCGGCGGCGAGGAACCGGAGCGGCGAGGCUGGUGGUUCUCGGACCCCGGCGCCCGGACCUUCAGCGCGCAACAGCGCUGCGAGGAGAGCUCGGGCCUGGACGAGAGCGUGGCGGCGGUGCUGCAGGCGGUGCGCCGCGACGGCCCCUUCGACGGCAUCCUGGGCUUCAGCCAGGGUGCCGCCCUGGCGGCCAUGUUGUGCGCGCUGCAGGAAUCCGGAAGGAAGCCGGACUUGGCCUUCCGCUUCGCCGUCCUGGUCGCCGGCUUCCGCAGCGGGUGCGCUCAGCACCUCAGCUUCUACUCGGCGCCGCUGGCGACGCCGUCACUGCACGUCCUGGGCCUGGACGACGGCGUGAUCCCCGCCGACAUGAGCCGCGACCUCCUCCCGGUUUUCCGAGACCCGCACGUGCUCACACAUCCCGGUGGCCAUUUUGUCCCGGCCGCGUCCGCCCACAGACAAAACUACCAGAACUUUCUGGAGCGAUUCCAGUGACUGGAAGUUCUGGGACGUGGUGCUUCGUUGCGCUCAAUAAAUGAUUUCGUAGCUGA